Messenger RNA from Cimex lectularius (bed bug), 1281 nucleotides. Its product is annotated as probable alpha-aspartyl dipeptidase. Gene Ontology annotation, molecular function: serine-type peptidase activity. The transcript has 5 exons. Gene Ontology annotation, biological process: proteolysis. The coding region runs from base 387 to 1109 and encodes 240 amino acids. The record is from RefSeq and is a predicted model, not a curated record. NCBI's taxonomy places the organism in Eukaryota, Metazoa, Arthropoda, Insecta, Hemiptera, Cimicidae.
UCAAGGAUGUUGGAGGCAGCUUGGAUAGGAUUCGAGGUGAAGGACAAAAUUAGAUAUCGUCCGUCUAGAUGGUGAUGACGGUGAUAGGUAGGUCAGCAGUAUGGGUGUAACAGCACACUGCAUAGACUAGACAACUACUGUUUCUUUUCUAUAAGUCUAUUAUUACGACUAUGUACUUUCAAAAACCGUCGACCGAGGCGACCUCUUUUGACUUAUCAAUCGGAAUUAUCAAAAACUUGCCUAUCACCAAAACACUUCAAAAGUUCAAAGAUAUAAAAGAUUGAUGAAUUCGGUUUUAUCUAAUCGUCUAAACGAACCUAUUUUUGUGAAACUGGGCUUAGGUCAAAUUAUUUCAAAGAAGAUCCAACAGGGCUAACGCCGUUAAAAUGAAAAAUUUACUGCUUUUGUCUACUUCGAAAGUGCAUGGGACCAAUUAUUUGCAGUAUGCGACCAACGAAGUCAAAUCUUUUUUCAGAGACAAUCGUGUCAAUGAAGUACUGUUCAUUCCGUACGCUCUGAAAAACCAUGACAAGUACCUGACAACUGUGAAAGAAGGGUUCGACAAAUAUGUUGGGAUAAAAGUAGAGAGCAUUCACAACAGGGAAGACCCUAAGAAAGCUGUCUCAGAAGCACAGGCUGUAUUUGUUGGAGGUGGAAAUACAUUUCUUCUGUUAAAGACUUUAUGGGAGUAUGGACUUGUAGACAUAAUAAGGAAAAGGGUUUUGAAUGGUGAACUUGUGUACAUGGGAUCUAGUGCUGGCACAAAUGUCGCGACUGUGAGCAUUUGCACUACCAAUGACAUGCCUAUUGUAUAUCCGCCAACUUUCGAAGCUCUCGGCUUAGUUUCUUUCAAUAUAAACCCGCAUUACAUAGAGCCCGAGGUGAAUUCGAAACAUAUGGGUGAAACGAGAGAGAAGAGGAUCGGCCAAUACCACGAACUGCCUGGGACUCCACCGGUUGUCGGCCUCAGAGAAGGUUCGAUAAUGAGAAUUUCAAACAAAACUAUACAACUUUAUGGUCCCCACACUGCAAAAGUGUUCAUCCCAAAUGAAAGUCCUAAAGAGUGCGAUGAACAAAUGUUGAACGACCUGUUGAGAGAAUAUUUAUGAAUAAAACUGCUGCUCUGUUUUAAUCCUUUCAAAUUGAAUAACACUCUUUAUGUACAAAAGCACUUCAAAUUUCUCAAUAUUAUAUAAUCUAUCCAGAUAUAGAAUCAAACUGACAUCACUUGAUGACAACUAUGUAACUGUAGACAAAAUAUAAAAAUUAUAUUAUUUUGGA